AUGGUUAAGUCAUAUGCUGUUCAGCGGUUUCCCAUGGCGACAGGCUUCACCAAUGUGUAUCGGCCUACGCGACCUCUUAAUGGACGCCGUGUGUUUGCUUCCCCCGCAACUCCGUCACCAUCCAGUCAUUCGUGGUGCUACGAGGAGGAGCCCUGUGAGUACAAGCCGUCUCAUUGGCUCCAGCUGCCUCACUCAAAAUGCGGCGGCGAGCGCCAAUCGCCCGUCGACAUCGAGACGCGCGACACCGUGACGGACGAGCGGCUCGGGGCCUUCGCUUUCACAAAGUUUGACGACAAACACGCCAUCAAGCACGUCACGAACACGGGCCACUCGGUGAAGUGUGUGCUGAAAGAGGACACGGUGGAGGUCUCAGGGGGAGGUUUGGGAUACGUCUACUCCACCCUUCAGUUCCACUUCCAUUGGGGCUCAGAUAAGUCUGAUGGCUCCGAGCACAAAGUGGAUUCAAAAAGAUACCCAAUGGAGAUGCACAUAGUGAGCAAGAGGAAGGACUUAUCUCUGGCAGAGGCACUGACGACUCCUAAUGGGCUGGCCGUGCUGGGAUUCCUUAUCGAGGUGACACUUAAUGCAUUUGACUAG
This is a messenger RNA of Pseudoliparis swirei, 597 nucleotides long. RefSeq names its product carbonic anhydrase 4-like. Gene Ontology annotation, cellular component: plasma membrane. The transcript is spliced from 6 exons. NCBI's taxonomy places the organism in Eukaryota, Metazoa, Chordata, Actinopteri, Perciformes, Liparidae. The record is from RefSeq and is a predicted model, not a curated record. Bases 1 to 597 code for a protein of 198 amino acids. Gene Ontology annotation, molecular function: zinc ion binding; carbonate dehydratase activity.